AUGAGCGCCACUUCCACGACCGGGAACCAAACCGCAGAGCCCACCGCCGCCGACACCUGCGUGAUCUGCCUAGACGCCAUCAGCGAGCGAGCCGUCGCCUCGCCCUGCCAGCACGACGCAUUCGACUAUCUGUGCCUGCUCAACUGGCUCGAAGUGCGGCAGUCAUGUCCGCUAUGCAACGCGAGUGUGGAGGCGCUCGAUGUGGUCAAUAAGACGCUUGGGAGGGUCGUGAGGCACCCCAUACAUCCCCCCAAACCCCCAUCACCCCGCCGCCGCCGCCGCCGCGCGCGCACACCCCCAACCCCCUCUUCAGAGUUCGCCGACUCCGCCAUCCGCCGCCGCCGGCACGUCUACAAGCACCACCUGCUCAGCCGCCACAUCGGCAACAACGCCUACACGCGCUUCCACUCCCCCACGCCACAGCACUUCCGGCGCUCCCCCGCGCUUGUCUCCCGCGCACGUACGUUCCUACGGCGAGAGCUGCAGGUGUUUCCGUGGCUCGACGACGACCGCGAGUAUGUGCUUGAGUACAUCACAGCGAUCCUCAAGUGCAUCGACCUCAGGGGCGCGGAGGGUGCGGCGGAGGAUAUGAUUGCGGAUUUUGUGGGCAGGGAGAAUGCGCAGGUGCUGGUGCAUGAGUUGUAUGCGUGGGUAAGGAGCCCGUUUGAGAGGUUAGUGCAGUUUGAUUCGUUUGUACAGUAUAACGAGGUAGAAGAGGGAGUUGAUGGGGGGAGGAAAGAGGAGAGGGGGCCUGGGGAUAGUUAUAGACCGAGGUAUUCGGGGCUUGUAGAGUAG
Molecule: messenger RNA, 795 nt
Organism: Morchella sextelata
Lineage: Eukaryota; Fungi; Ascomycota; Pezizomycetes; Pezizales; Morchellaceae
Exons: 2
Coding region: 1-795 (264 amino acids)
Biological process (GO): protein polyubiquitination; protein monoubiquitination
Molecular function (GO): ubiquitin protein ligase activity
Source: RefSeq, a predicted model, not a curated record